AUGACCCGCACAUUCCUCGGAGGCCGGCAGCCCCUCGUCGCUGGACCGGGCGCGUUGGAACCGUGUGCAGCCCUCGCGAUUUGCAGGGAAGAGCCAGUUUUGGACGAGGCCGAGGGUAAGGAGGACGAGGAGUGGUACGGCGAGGAGGAGGAGGAAGAGGAGGAGGAAUUGGCAGAUUUGAGGGCUCAGAUGAGGCAGAUGGAGGAGGAGAAUCAGAGCCUCCGGGAUGAGUUGAGCCAAGAGCAGAUGAGGGUGAAGCAGCUCCAGAAGCUGCAAGUCGAAGCUGCCCAGGCUAGCCACCGAGAGUUCGAGGCCAAGAAGCGAGAGGCUGCCGCUUCGCGUGAGCUGGAGGAGGCGAAAGCCUACGUUUCCAAGAGGCAUGCCUUCGCCUUGAACGAGAAAGCCGAGCUGCUGAAGCAGAUAGCGGACCUCGAGCGCAAGCUGCAAGAAUCUUCGGACCGCGAGUUGGCCCUGCGCCUCGAGGUCCAGGAAGCGAUACAAGCACGGACCUCCAGCAGCACGCAGCAGGAGGACUUCCAGAAGGAAGCUGACCGCUGGCGAAAGGACGCUGCCGAACAGGCCACGCGGGUAAAGGCUGCUGAGCAGCGAGCGCAGCAGCUCGAGCAGCGAAAGCUGGAGGACAAGGCCAAAAUCAAGGCCUUGGCAGAUCAGCUCCAGAACGCUACAGCCGCCGGAUUCGUGGCUGAUGCGAACCAUACCGAUGAGAAGAGGCUGCAGGAGAGCACGAAGUCGAAGGUACUCGAGGCUUCCCCUGCAGCGACGAAAGUCUCUUCGUCGAAGGGGCACAAUUUUCGAGGGAUUGUCAACAAGCCCUUGGAGCCCCGCAAGCCAGCCGCGAGUCGGCCCUGGUACAGGCGGCUCGCUGGGUUCUGCUGCCGACGGGCUUCAUGGGCCGUAGAAAUGGCGCAGGCAUGCCAGAAGCAGGCUGUGGUGGCCAAGCCGCCACAGAAAGCGCCGAAAGGCAAGCGAGCGCCUGCUGAGAAGGCUGUGAAGUCAGCCGGCACCUUUCAGGCGCACCCGGAGCAGGUAGACACCGAGCUGAGGCAACGCGCUGUCCUGGCGCUCCUCGUCGUGUUCAUCGCCUGCCUCGCAGUUCUUGAGGCAAUCCCUUCCUCUCCCAUGUACCCUUGUGAUGUCUUGCUCCAGUGGGUCAUCGUGCCCUCCAACCUUUUGGAGACCCACGGUACCUAUGCUACUGCUUUACGCCUUCACCUGUGGUUUGCUGCGCUGAGUCUGAGCUUCGCUUUGCUGAGGUCCACCUGCAAUCGCUUAGUGGCCGAGCGGACAGAGCUACGCCGGCAUGAGAAGCAUCUCCAAGCGCUGGAAAGCACCCGGGGUCUCGUGGAUGCCAAGCAACCGAAGGAGCACACGCAUCUGCGGAAUAAGCUGAAGACCAGGAAGCUGCAGGAGGACCGUGCUGCAGAAAUUCAGCUCGAGAACCGCAUCCUGCUUCAGAAGAUGUUGAACAUCGACACCAAGCCAUCGCAGAUCAGCGAUGCACAGAUGAGUACCGCCACGCGCCCGCGCAGCCUUCAUGGCGAAUCACAGCGGAGGGAAGCAGGGCGAAUCGCGGCGGAAAACCAGGCUCUGCUGCAGAGACUGCAGAACACCAAGCCCUCGAUCGAUCCGCGUGCAUGGGAUGAGGAGGAGGUCGAUCGACAGGCCCUGAAGUUCCGGCUCUCGCAGAACUCGUCCGCCGGUCGAGUGAUGAAGUUGCGAAUGCCGGGUCCUCAAGUUCCACCGGCCUCCCUGGCUUGA
Symbiodinium natans is the source of this 1779-nucleotide messenger RNA. The record is from the annotation of a GenBank genome assembly. Lineage: Eukaryota; Dinophyceae; Suessiales; Symbiodiniaceae.